This is a messenger RNA of Aspergillus ochraceoroseus IBT 24754, 2826 nucleotides long. RefSeq names its product WD repeat protein. Gene Ontology annotation, molecular function: RNA binding; protein binding. Gene Ontology annotation, cellular component: nucleolus. Lineage: Eukaryota; Fungi; Ascomycota; Eurotiomycetes; Eurotiales; Aspergillaceae. The transcript is spliced from 3 exons. The record is from RefSeq and is a predicted model, not a curated record. The coding region runs from base 1 to 2826 and encodes 941 amino acids. Gene Ontology annotation, biological process: positive regulation of rRNA processing; positive regulation of transcription by RNA polymerase I.
AUGUCGCCAAUCGACCAGACAAGCCAAGGGCGGCUUCCGAAACGAUCUCGGCCAAACGAUGUAGGCUCCGACAGUGUGGUGCAGAACAAGAGAGAAGGAGUGAAGCGGCGUCGCACAUCUGGGGUUGAAAAUGGGGUUGAAGAGGAUUCGAGAUCAUCCAAGGCGUCAAAGGAGUCGGGAAACACCAACAACCGCGAUAUGAUCGUCGCCUCAAAUGAGACUUCUCUACACAAGACUGAGGAAAAACCAGCUUCACUAUCUGAGUCUUGGUCUUUACUACGGGGUAUUGCCGGACAGUUCAGUAAUCUGGAUCCCACUUUCUCAUUUGACGAGCAAUAUCUCCUUCUCGGUCUCGAGGAGGCUGUUCACGUUUACUCAAUUGCAACCUCUCGUCUCUUCCGUGCGUUAGAAAUAGCCCCCGGUGAUAGCAUCAUUGGGUAUCGGCUUUCCCCAGUAAACCAAGAGCGUCUCUAUAUCUUCACCUUGUCUGGUUCCGUGAGCGAGUGGGAUUGGCCAUCGGGAAAACAAGUUGCGCAUUGGCACACGUACCACAAGACAAUUUCCGCCGACCUUGUUUACGGCGAUGCUGCAAGCGAUACAACCGGCUCUUAUGCUACGCUAUUUUCUCUUCGGGAGCGCAAAGAUGGGAAGAAAGAGCUGGUGAUUACGCCUCUAAACAGCGAGAAUCCCCAAAGUACUGCCAUCCUAGAAACCAAUACGAAAAUCGUAAGCUUCAGGGUUGCGGCAGAUGGACAAGCGGUCUUUGCAUAUGGUGGAUCCCACGCGUUUUUCGGCUGCGUAACCUCCAAUCAAGGCUCUGGAUCAUUACAGUACACAUGGAGGGAGGUUAAACUGCCGUUUAGCAUUACCUGCGUCGACAUAAAGCAAGACGGGACGCCAAAGCAAUCCAAGGCACCUGGCACACUCAAUAGGAAAGCUCUGGAGUUUGAUCUCGCCGUUGGAGGCGCGGAUGGCUCGAUCUUAAUUUAUCAUAAUGCCCUAGGUUUCCUCGGGAUUGGAAGCGGCCGCGAAGGGGACAAGAGUCUAGCACCCAGGCGCUUGCAUUGGCAUAGAGAUCCAGUGAGAUCAGUCCGUUGGUCAAAGGAUGGAAACUACGUUAUAUCGGGUGGUAACGAGUCAGUAAUGGUGUUGUGGCAAUUAGAUACAGGCAGGAAGCAAUUUCUUCCGCAUCUGUCAUCUCCAAUUUCCAGUAUUGUCGUUUCGGGAAGCGGAAAUGCGUAUGCCGUUAAACUCUCCGACAACCGAAUUGUCGUUUUGUCCGCAAGAGAAUUACAGCCCCUAGCCACGAUAACCGGCCUUCAACUGUGCCCUAGAGUCGCCAAGUUCACCGAUCAACCAGUAUCGAAGGCUUCUCCUUCCGCUGCAGCCGUGACCGCCAUCUUGCACCCGCAACACCCUGACCAGCUCCUCGUCACUGUGCCAGCUUCUCAUCAAAUCACCCAGGAUGGAAGUACAUUGACCAACUCCCCGGUCCUUCAAACAUACGACAUUCGCUCAAAUACUCAUAUCUCACGUCAAGCACUCGCACGCACCAAUGUGACAACGCUGAAUAUUAGUCCCGAUGGUGCUCAGAUUCUUCCCCCAGAUGUGAAAUAUCUGGAGGUCUCUCAGGACGGAAAAUGGAUGGCUACAAUUGACAGCUGGGGUCCAUAUCCUCAGGAUGUGGAAGCUCUUGGCCUUGAAAUUACAGGAAAUACUGGUGCUCGCCUAGAUUUUGAAGAAAUUCACCUUAAAUUUUGGCGUUGGAGUGACUCAUCCGGCCUCUGGCAGUUGAUUACUCGUAUUGAUGGGCCACACUCCUCAGACGAGGGUUCUGCCUCUGUUCUAGACCUUGUUUCGCGUCCCAAUAGUCACGAAUACGCGACAAUCGGAUCAGAUGCCCUGUUGCGAUUCUGGCGCCCGGUCGUUAGAUCUCGCGGUGGGUUGCAGUUAGAUAAUGUUGAUCAACUACCGGAAACCUGGAAAUGCCGAAAUACGCUCAACCUGAAGGGAUAUAUUGGAGGCUGCAGUUCCAAUGCUUUGAAGUCGGCGUCAAUUUGUUUCUCUCAGGACGGGUCGGUGCUUGCUGUCUGUGUACAGUCGACCUCUACGAACCCCGGCCUGGUCGUCCUUAUUGACGUACAGAGCUGCAGCGUUAGGUACAGCAGGAUAGGAGUCUAUUCUGGAGAAAUUUGUGACUCGUCGUUCGUAGGCUGCCAGCUUGUCAUUGCUACAAAGCAGUCGGUCUUCAUUUGGGAUACAGUUAAUGACGUUGUGAGGAUCAUCGACUUGCAGGGCGCCAACUCCUCCCUGGGUGGUCAUGAUACGCGCUUGCUCUGUGUGAACCCCAAAACGCAGACCUUUGCCAUUACUGCGCGACAGUUGCGAGGGAAGGCUAGCUCGAAGAAAGCUCGCAAGUCCCGGGUCACGGUACAGGUGUAUGAUGUUCACACCUUGUCAUUGCUUUCUCAAUCCAUUCUGACCAAGGAGCCCGUUGCGUUGCUUUCCAAUAUACAUUCUGCCGAGUAUGUGAUCCUGGAUGCGGCAGCCAAUGUUCAGCGACUUGGUUGCAUGGGCAAGGCCGCUCAGGUUAGCAACCCUGACGACUCAGCGCUGGUGAAAUACCCCGACGCCGGGCUGGGAAGUUUAUUCGGACGCCCGAGUAUUGGUAAUGCGAAUACACCCUCAACGCUCGCUAUCACCGGUUUCAAUUCCCGGUCGUCCGAAAGCGUUGGACUGGCUGGUGUCUUUGGUGAUACGCCUCCUUUUGCCCUACCUCCCUCUCGUGUUGUUUUCCGUGACCUCGUCAAGGCGCUCUCUGUGUAG